AUAUUUCUAAAGCCAACAAAACAAAACCCUAAGGCGCAGCUGCUCUCUGCUUACGAAGAAGCUCAGACUUUUAGGGUUUCUCCUUCGCAGCUGCAACAAUGGCGGUCGGGAAGAACAAGAGGAUCUCAAAGGGCAGGAAAGGAGGGAAGAAGAAGAUAGUUGACCCUUUCUCAAAGAAGGAUUGGUAUGACAUCAAGGCACCAUCUGUGUUCAGUGUCAGGAAUGUGGGGAAGACCCUUGUCUCCAGAACACAGGGUACUAAGAUUGCAUCUGAGGGGCUCAAACACAGAGUCUUUGAGAUUUCUCUAGCUGAUCUUCAAGGUGAUGAGGAUAACGCCUACAGGAAGAUCCGUCUCAGAGCCGAGGAUGUUCAGGGAAGAAACGUCCUCACCAACUUCUGGGGAAUGGACUUCACCACUGACAAGCUUAGGUCCUUGGUGAAGAAGUGGCAAACGCUUAUCGAGGCUCAUGUUGAUGUUAAAACCACUGAUAACUACACCCUCAGAUUGUUCUGUAUCGCCUUCACCAAGAGGCGGGCAAACCAAGUCAAGAGAACCUGCUAUGCUCAAUCCAGCCAAAUUCGCCAGAUCCGUAGAAAGAUGAGGGAAAUCAUGGUUAAGGAAGCUUCAUCAUGCGACUUGAAAGAGCUCGUGGCCAAGUUCAUCCCCGAGGCCAUUGGUAGGGAGAUAGAGAAGGCCACACAGAGCAUAUACCCUCUCCAGAACGUUUUCAUCAGGAAAGUCAAGAUUUUGAAGGCACCCAAAUUCGAUCUCGGCAAAUUGAUGGAGGUCCAUGGAGAUUACUCGGAGGACGUUGGCGUGAAGGUCGAGAGGCCGGCGGAUGAAUCCAUGGCGGAGGAGCCGACUGAGGUCAUCGGAGCUUGAGGAUGACGUCAUCGUUUUUUGUUUUUCUGGGAAUGUGAUAUUCUUGAUUUGGGAUUUUUUGAGAUUUGCUGUCAAUGACUUCUAAGUUUUGGGUUCGAAAGCCUGACCGCUCCGGCCCGCCCGUCCUGUGGCCCGAGGUCCGAAAGCUUGAAUUUUUAAUGGACUUAUAUUUUAAGGUUCGAGUCUUUAUUUUU
Molecule: messenger RNA, 1078 nt
Organism: Tarenaya hassleriana
Lineage: Eukaryota; Viridiplantae; Streptophyta; Magnoliopsida; Brassicales; Cleomaceae
Product: 40S ribosomal protein S3a-1-like
Exons: 7
Coding region: 99-884 (261 amino acids)
Biological process (GO): translation
Cellular component (GO): cytosol; ribosome
Molecular function (GO): structural constituent of ribosome
Source: RefSeq, a predicted model, not a curated record